This is a messenger RNA of Onychostruthus taczanowskii (white-rumped snowfinch), 1756 nucleotides long. RefSeq names its product pseudouridine synthase 1 (gene PUS1). Gene Ontology annotation, cellular component: nucleus. Bases 60 to 1364 code for a protein of 434 amino acids. Gene Ontology annotation, molecular function: pseudouridine synthase activity; RNA binding. The record is from RefSeq and is a predicted model, not a curated record. Gene Ontology annotation, biological process: tRNA pseudouridine synthesis; mRNA pseudouridine synthesis. NCBI's taxonomy places the organism in Eukaryota, Metazoa, Chordata, Aves, Passeriformes, Passeridae. The transcript has 6 exons.
GCGGGCGCGGGGCUGAGGGCGGCGGGCGCGGCCUCUCCCGCCCGGCGGCUCCGGGGGCGAUGUUGCGGUGGGGGCUCCGGGUCGUGAGCUGCGCCUUCUCCUCCCCGGGGAGCGCGGCGUGCGCCGGGCCGUGGCGGCGGCAGCGCAGCGUUCUUACAAUGGCUGAGGAUUUGAUAGCAGCGGUUGCCAGCCAGACAAAGAGACUCAACAGCAGCAGCGAGGUGGUUCAAAGGCUGGAAGAAAACGGGCAUCAGAACAAAAAGUUGAAGAGUGAUGCGGAUGAAGAAGAUGCAGAGGAUCAGAAUAAGAAGUUACCCAAAAGGAAGAUCGUGCUGUUGAUGGCAUAUUCAGGGAAAGGCUACCAUGGCAUGCAAAGAAACGUGGGAUCUUCACAGUUCAAGACCAUUGAAGAUGACCUGGUCUCUGCCCUUGUUCAGUCAGGGUGCAUCCCAGAGAACCACGGGCAGGACAUGAAGAAGAUGUCUUUCCAGCGCUGUGCUCGAACAGAUAAGGGUGUGUCUGCAGCUGGACAGAUUGUGUCACUGAAGGUCAGGCUAAUAGAUGACAUCUUAGAAAAGAUCAAUAAUCAUCUUCCUUCUCACAUCAGAAUUCUGGGCCUGAAGAGAGUCACUGGGGGAUUCAACUCCAAGAACAAAUGUGAUGCCAGAACCUACUCCUACAUGCUGCCCACGUUUGCCUUUGCCCAUAAGGACCAUGAAGGGCAGGAGGAGCUUUAUCGGCUGGACAGAGACACCCUUGAAAGGGUCAAUCAGCUGCUGGCCUGCUACAAGGGGACACACAACUUCCACAACUUCACAUCCCAGAAGGGCCCCAGGGACCCCAGUGCCAAGAGGUACAUCAUGGAGAUGUACUGUGGAGAGCCCUUCGUCAGGGAAAACAUGGAAUUUGCAGUGAUCCAAGUCAAGGGUCAGAGUUUCAUGAUGCACCAGAUCAGGAAGAUGAUUGGGCUGGUGAUAGCAAUUGUGAAGGGUUAUGCUGCUGAGUCCAUCAUGGAGCGCAGCUGGGGAGAGGAGAAGGUUGAUGUCCCCAAAGCCCCAGGACUUGGGCUGGUUUUGGAGAAAGUACACUUUGAAAAAUACAACAGGCGUUUUGGGAAUGAUGGGCUGCAUGAGCCACUGGAGUGGACAGAGGAGGAGGAGAAAAUUGCUGUUUUCAAAGAGCAGUACAUCUAUCCUACCAUUAUCAACACGGAAAGGGAGGAGAAAUCCAUGGCAAACUGGCUAAAAACCCUCCCCAUUCAUGACUUCAACUCCUCUACUGUUGAGAUGCAAACUAACAACAAAACUGCAAAGAAGAGCAGCGACCUCGAAGGCAGCGACGGCUGUGGCGAUGAUUCCGACUGAGCCGGCAGGUGGCUGGACGUGGGACACUCACUGCUUGCAGUUCCCUUUGUCUACAAAAAAGUGGCCUUUCCAAAUCCAAGAAUCCAGUGAAACAGGAGUUGGUGUGCUUGCAGAAUGAGAACUGGGUGCCCAGGAGAAACUGGGUGGGGAAGACAGCGCAGCAGAAAAAACAGAAGUUUUUUAUACCACUGACUGAUUCACCUGACUGAUAUACUUGAAAACAGUGUAGUGGGAAAGCAGCCUUCUAAAAAAAAUCUUGAAAUGCAGGAUAUCUUAACUGCUAUUUGAAUAAUGUUUUUAUUAUGUUUACCUGGAAAAUAGUAUUUUAAAUAUGUAUAAUCUCUGCAUAAAGAUGGGGCAAAUCAUUUUAAUAUACUCUUUUUUACUAUGAA